This is a messenger RNA of Chenopodium quinoa (quinoa), 1080 nucleotides long. RefSeq lists its product as uncharacterized. The transcript is spliced from 2 exons. Bases 98 to 1033 code for a protein of 311 amino acids. Lineage: Eukaryota; Viridiplantae; Streptophyta; Magnoliopsida; Caryophyllales; Amaranthaceae. The record is from RefSeq and is a predicted model, not a curated record.
CAAAAACCCUAGUUAGCAUAACAGCACUAUAAAUAUCCACAUUGUUCCAACCUCAUUGUCACCACAACAACUCAAUUACAAAAAAUUAGCAGUCACUAUGAAAUCCUCUGAAAAAGACCAGCCACCUCUUUCCCUCAAUUCCGACACUGGAGGCUCUUCUUCGUCUCUAGUAGCCAAACGUAAGGGAAAGGGAACUACUGGUGAGAGUAAGAAGAGAAGCAGUAGUUCUCUUUUGAGAGCUACCCUGAGGAACAAUGCAUUCGAAGCACUUCAUGAAAACAUCCCUGCGUUCCGACAAGAGUACAUGCCUUGGUGUGCUAGGAACAAGAUGAUCCGUCAGAUGUAUUGCGGACAUAGGGUGGCUACUCCUAAACGCAAGGGUGGGCGUGAGGUGAUGGUGGGAGUUGAUGAUAAUAUUCCACGUGUAGCUGACUUUAUGCGACCUGCUGAAGAGGCCGUUAAAGUGAUGCAUUUGGACAACGGUAAUAUUCAGAAACCCUGGGGAACUAGCCUGCAUUACCUUGUUGUUGCAAGCAGCAACAAGGGUGAUCUUGGUAUUAUGUACGCAAUUAAGAGAAACCAGAUCUUUGAAGAUAUCUACAAGGAUUACGCGGAUAAAGUGGACUGCAAGGUGAAGGACAUGUUCUUGACUAAUGAAAGAACCGGGGUAGUUAUCUCUCCACACGACAUUGCUAAGUAUGUGAGAAUUAGCCAAGGUGAUAUGCUGGUGGCAAAUCACAAGAAUCCAAAGUUUAACAUGAAUAGCUGGAUUAAGAAGUUCUACAUCACCGAUGUCAGUGACAAGCCAAAAAAAGUGAAGGUGGAUGGUCAGCUCGACACAAAACUUUGCAACCUAUACCAUCACUGCGGUACCUUGUUCAACUUUGAUCUUAAGAAGGUCAUGCUCAUGAAUCAGUGUCGAGUUUUAAUCCCCAACCAGACAAUUGAAUCGGCAAAGAUUCGGAACAAUGGGGUGGUCUAUGCACUUCCAAAUGCGCGCUACAAGAAGUCAUCCUGUGUAACACCCCAAUAAUUCUCCCUUUUCCAACCACUUACUUUAAAUAAAAAUAGAGGAGAACC